Messenger RNA from Gambusia affinis (western mosquitofish), 6996 nucleotides. RefSeq names its product WD repeat domain 11 (gene wdr11). Gene Ontology annotation, molecular function: protein binding. The coding region runs from base 130 to 3852 and encodes 1240 amino acids. Lineage: Eukaryota; Metazoa; Chordata; Actinopteri; Cyprinodontiformes; Poeciliidae. Gene Ontology annotation, cellular component: cytoplasm. The record is from RefSeq and is a predicted model, not a curated record. The transcript is spliced from 29 exons.
GUUGUGUUUAUGGAAUUCCUAUUCACUUCCUUGUAGUAUUCAGACCAUAGCCGAACAUCCAGAAGCGCAGUAAUUUUCGCAGCUUGUAGUUAAUAAAUGUUAAUGUAGCAUCAAGGUUUACAGCCGACAAUGAUUCCUUACACUGUCAACAUCAAACUCGCUGCUCGGACGCUGACUGGCACGCUUAAUUUGCAGAAUAAAACAGCCGUAGACUGGGGGUGGCAGGGGCUAAUAGCACAGGGAUGUCACUCAAGUAUUCUAAUAAUCGAUCCAAAGACUGCUCAGACCAUCCAGGUCUUGGAGAGGCACAAAGCAAAUGUUGUCAGGGUGAAAUGGUCAAGAGAAAAUUACUACCACAACUUGAGCUCUCCCUACUGCCUGCGGCUCGCCUCAGGAGACGCAUCUGGGAAGAUCAUAGUGUGGGACGUGGUCAGUGGGACAGCUCACUGCGAAAUCCAGGAGCAUUCCAAACCUAUUCAGGAUUUGGAGUGGCUGUGGAAUCAGGAUGCGUCCCGUGACCUGCUGUUAGCCGUUCAUCCUCCUAACUACAUCGUUCUGUGGAAUGGAGACACUGGAACCAAGCUAUGGAAGAAGAGCUAUGCUGAGAAUAUCCUCUCCUUUUCCUUCGACCCCUUUGAUCCGUCUAACAUGGCAUUGCUGACCAGCGAAGGAAUUGUUUUCAUCACAGAUUUUUCCCAUUCCAAACCACCAAGCAGUGCUGGGAAAAAGGUGUACAUUGCCAGUCCUCAUGCAAGCCCAGCACACACCAAGCCUGCACCUGCUGCAACUCCUGCACCUACUGGUGCCAAGAAAGCCCUUAAUAAAGUGAAAGUGCUCAUCACCAAUGAAAAACCCACUGCAGAGGCAGUGACGCUGAACGACUGUCUGCAGCUGUCCUACCUGCCAUCCAAAAGGAACCACAUGCUGCUGCUUUAUCCCAGAGAGAUUUUAAUCCUAGACCUGGAGCUCAGCCAGACUGUGGGUGUGGUGGCCAUUGAGCGCUCAGGUGUCCCCUUUACCCAGGUAAUUCCAUGCGCACAGCGCGACGCCCUCUACUGUCUGCAUGAGAACGGUUGCAUCACGCUGCGGGUGUGCCGCUCAACAUCUGCACAAGAGGAAGCAGCGGACCCAGAACAGAGUGUCCAGGAGCUUGUUUAUGACCUGCGCUCCCAGUGCGAUGCCAUAAGAGUGACUAAGACGGUCCGCCCGUACCGGAUGGUUAUUUGCCCUGUAAACGAGAACAAAGCUGCCCUCAUGGUCAGCGAUGGAAGAGUCAUGCUCUGGGAGCUGAAAGCACACACUGGGCGGUCAGUUUCCAAUCCAGGUUCUGGUUUGUCGCCUCUCUACUCCCCCGUGUCGUUUUGUGGAGCUCCUUUGGGUCCAAACCAGAAAAGAAUCCAGGAUCUUUCUCUCAAUAGCAUGAUCAGUCAGACACUGAUUGCUGGUGAGGCUCUUCCUCCAUCUUCUAACCAGCAGGAGGUCCAGCUGAAGUUCCUGCUCAUUGGCCUCCUGUCUGGUCUGCCACUUCCUCCGUUUGCCAUCCGCAUGUGUCCACCUCUCACCACCAAGAACAUCAACCACUAUCAGCCUCUUCUGGCGGCAGGCACCAGCAAUGGGUCUGUACUGGUGUACAACCUAACCAGUGGUCUUUUGCACAAAGAACUCAGUGUACACUCUUGUGAAGUCAGGGGGCUCGAAUGGGUGAGUCUGACCAGCUUUCUGUCUUUUGCCACUUCUUCCCCCAACAACAUGGGCCUGGUGCGAAACGAGCUGCAGCAUGUUGACCUUCCUACUGGCCGAUGCUUUGCAUUCAGAGGUGAGCGAGGGAACGAUGAGCCGCCCAUCGAAAUGAUUAAAGUGUCUCAUCUCAAACAGUACCUGGUGGUGGUGUUCAGAGACAAACCCUUGGAGCUGUGGGAUAUCAGGACAGGGACACUUCUUCGAGAAAUGGCCAAGAACUUUCCCACUGUCACUGCGCUGGAAUGGUCUCCCUCCCACAACCUGAAGAGUCUGAAGAAAAAGCAGAUGGCAGCGAGGGAGGCCAUGGCCAGGCAGACCGUGUCAGAUGCAGAGCAGAGCAGUGUUGAGUCCUCAGUCAUCAGUCUCCUGCAAGAUGCUGAGAGCAAAUCAGAGACCAGCCAGGCCAUCUCUGCCAGGGAGCACUUUGUGUUCACAGACACCGAUGGCCAGGUCUAUCACAUCACCGUCGAGGGCAACACGGUGAAAGACGGAGCACGGAUUCCUCCUGACGGUAGCAUGGGCAGCAUCGCCUGUAUUGCCUGGAAAGGUGACACCCUGGUGCUUGGAGAUGUGGAUGGCAACCUUAACUUCUGGGACCUAAAAGCUCGUUUGUCAAGGGGGAUACCGACACAUCGGGGCUGGGUGAAGAAGAUCCGCUUCGCUCCUGGUAAGGGGAACCAAAAGCUGCUGGUCAUGUACACAGACGGAGCAGAAGUCUGGGACACCAAAGAGGUCCAAAUGGUCAGUAGUAUAAGGUUUGGACGCAAUGUGAACUACCGCAUCCUAGACAUCGACUGGUGCACAUCAGAUAAAGUUGUGUUGGCUUCGGACGACGGCUGCAUCCGAGUGUUGGAGAUGGCCAUGAAGUCGGCCAGUUACCGCAUGGAUGAGCAGGACCUGACUGACCCGGUGUGGUGUCCUUACCUGCUGCUACCCCGGGCUGCCCUCACUCUUAAGGCUUUCCUUCUCCUGCAGCCCUGGUCAGGAACCUUCACUAUGGACAUCACUCAGGUAGAUUACAGUGAAAAAGUGGAGAUUAAAGGGCUGAUCCAGGAGCAGCUCAACUCACUGUCAAAUGAUAUGAAGAGCGUGCUUCAGGACUCAGAGCUGAGUCUUCUGCAGCGCUGCCUCCUUGUGUCACGGUUGUUCGGGGAUGAGUCCGACCUUAACUUCUGGACAGUGGCGUCUCACUACCUGCAGCUGUUUGCCCAGGCUCGUCAGCUAAGCGUGAACUCUGAAGGGGGGAACGACGAACCCCAGCCUCCGUCUCAGAACCACCUGGACAUUUGCCAUGAUGUUUUGUGUGAGAGUUCUUAUUUCCAGAAGUUCCAGCUGGAUCGAGUUCACUUGCAGGAGGUGAAGAGGUCCAGUUAUGAACACACCAAGAAAUGUGCUGACCAGCUCCUUUUGCUGGGUCAGACCGACCGGGCGGUGCAGUUACUGCUGGAGACGAGUGCAGAUAACCCCAGCUACUACUGCGAUUCACUCAAAGCCUGCCUAGUGACCACCAUCACCUCCUCGGGCCCUUCACAGUCUACAAUCAAGCUGGUGGCCACCAAUAUGAUUGCUAAUGGCAAACUGGCAGAGGGAGUCCAGUUGUUGUGUUUGAUUGACAAGGCGGCGGACGCCUGCCGCUACCUGCAGACCUACGGGGAGUGGAACCGAGCGGCGUGGCUCGCUAAGGUGCGCCUGAGCCCAGCAGAAGGCUCCGACGUGCUGAAGCGCUGGGCAGAACACCUGUGCUCCCCUCAGGUCAACCAGAAAUCCAAAGCCAUCCUGGUGCUGCUGUCCCUGGGCUGCUUUUACAAAGUGGGAGAGAUGCUGCACAGUAUGAGGUACUUUGAUCGCGCUGCUCUCUUCAUUGAGGCUUGUUUGAAAUCUGGGGUAAUGGAGGCCAACGACUCUUCCAAUAAACUCAUCGAGGCUGCGUUUCUGGACUAUGCACAGCUGUUGCGUUCGCUGGGCCUGCGGGAGGGCGCCGCUCUGUGGGCGUCUCGGGCCGGCAGCGCUGGAGAGCAGCUGAUGGAGGAGCUCUUCCAGGGGGAAGGAGGCGUUCCCGAAGCUGUACUUGGCGAAGACGAGGUGGAAGUGGGACUGGAGAGCACAGAGUGAGCGGGUCUCUGUCAGAACGCCAUCAUUAUGAAUGAACUCUGGAUCGGCAUCCGGGUGAUUCAUGCACAUCAUCUCUGCAUCGCUGAAGAGAAAAGAUGCGAGGUGUUUAUUUCUUGUGAGGUUUUUACUGGAAACUACCUGCGUCUGUGGCUGUGAUGAGGUUGAGGUGAUGUAAACGGUCUGUGUGUGUGCGCAUUUGUGUUCAUGUGUAGAUGCAUGUAACGGCCCAAGAAGAAACACACUUUGUGUCCACAUCACCUCUUUGUCACUCCAUGUUGCUUCCAUUUAAAUCCCUGAACGUUUGUUUUACAAAUACCGUGCUGGUAUUGGUGAUUUCAGAGUACUACUGUAGCUCUCUGGGUGUCACUGAAAAAAAUGAUCUCUGUCCUUUUGAAAAUGUGUUGUAGUGGUGCCCCAUGGGUGACUUUCUUGAUUUAUGAAUUGCACUUUUAAUUUUACACCUAAGACUUUAUUAUUUGAUUGGAGAACUUGCUUUAACUGGCCAUGCGAUUAUGCACAAAUACAUAAAAAGCAACUUGUUCUUUGAGUCACUCAACAAAACCUCCUGGCAUUUCCCAAUUUAUCAGUUUUAUAUGAGAACUGUCACUAUAGUGGAGACAUGAAUUAGACACAUGCUGUAUCUUAAUCCAUUCCAGUUAUCUUUUAUUAUCCUUUUGGCUGUUUCUAUGGAGACUUGCAACAGUUUGCCAUCUGUGUUUUUGAUGUUACGGUAAUAACUUUUGCUACAAGCAGAGCUAUCAAGCUGUUAAUCAGACCUCUGAAACAUAUAACCAGUCUGUGCUGCUCCCACAAUCAAAAAACCUGGCUUUCUGAAAUAAUCCCUUUCAUUCAUUCAUUCAUUCAUUCAUUCAUUCAUUCCCCUUAGAGUUUCUAGAUUUUUGUCAUCUUACAAGCACAAAUUUAAUUGCAGUUUAUUGGGAUUAUACUUCACAGAGUAACACAAAGUAGCACGAUUGUGAAAGUGAACAUUAAACUCAGAGUCUCUCCACCCGCUGUGCAUAUCCUGAGUAAAGAUAUCCUGCACAGUUUUCUUAUCUAAAAUGCUCAAACUCAAUUAGAAGAGAAUAUCUGUGGACAUCUGUUUUCAAGUCUUUCAUAGAGAUCUACCUCUGGACUUUGACAGGACCAUUUUGACACAUGACUUGUUAGUGAUUGCCAGCUAGAAGAGAGCAUUCUUGUCUCUUAAAAGCCACUAGCAGGUUUUCUCCUUAUUUAUUCGACUUAAUCAUUUUUGAUCGGCUUCCCACAGCAUGAUGCCGCCACCACCAGAUUUCACUGUGGGGUAGGUGUGUUCAGGGUGAUGUCCGGUGUGAGUUUUCUGUCUCACAAGUGACUUCUGAAGUUGACUGGUUCUGAUUUGUGCAAAUAUAUUUGCCUUCCGCACAAUUAUGUUCUACUUACAUGCUAAUAUCUGUCAUAUAAAAUACCAAUAAAAAGCAUUAAAGUUUGUGGUUAUAAUACAACAACAAAAAAUGUAUAAGGGGUGGGAAUACUUUUGUAUUGCCACCUGUUCUUCUCUCUCCUGUCUGGUUCUUUACAUGCUAAACGUAUCCUGAAGAUCCAAAUCAUCAGCGUAAUGUUGCAAAGAUUUUAGAGUGUUAGUGAUUUAAAAAAACAAACAACUGAUUCUUACUCUUAGUAUUGAUGUGUUUCAUAAACACACCAGUGGUGUUUCAUGUAAUCCAUGCUACUGUAAAAAACUGAAUCAGUGAUGCUAUGGUAACCCACGUCUACUGACGGCUUCGCUAACAUACAUGGAGGACUCGCAAUUAGCUGUAGUAAUCUUUCCCUGUGUGAAGGCAUCGUGGAGACGUGUACUGGUCUUAUCCAUUUGACAACAUGUUUAACAAUAUUUUGCUGCUUUUCUUUAUAUGUACAAUGAAAUUAUACUGUUGAAAAUCCUGGCAUGUAGACAUGUCUUUAACUGUAUAUUUUCUAAGAAGAAAAGUCCUUAAUGUUUAUCUUUUUUUUCUUUGUCUAUUGUUAAAACAGUGAUUCUGAAACUUUAUGGCAAGUUAAAGAAUAUAUAUGUAUAUGAAUGGUAAAAAAAAUGUGUUCAAGGUUUUUUUUUCUCUCGCUUAUAUGAAUGUUAACACAAGAGGGCACUCUUGUCUCUCAAAAUCAGUUAAACACCUCCAGCAUUUUGUGAUAAUACCAGAAAGGUCUUUUCAAUAUUAUUGCUGAUACUCUGCGAAUUCCAACCCAGGUAGGCUGAAUUUUAAUGUUUGCUCAUUUAUCAACCUGUCCUUGAAGUGAAUUAGUCCCAGCAUGAGCCACUUCCGCAGUUAAUUAACUUCUUUUCUGCUCGGGAGGCAGACCAACAGCUGGCCUCAGCUUGCUGCCCAGGUCUAACCGUUUUUUCCCUUUUCAUCGCCUCGGAUUUAUUCUUCGAUCUGUAUUCUCCUUCUCUUCCUUGCCCCUCCAGAAAAGAAAAAAAAAAAAAACUCGACACAAAGAAGAAGAAAAACUGUCUGGAACACACAGGGCUCCCAAAUGACUUGUUUGUGCUCCUUUUAAUGGCUUGAUGAAUAACUGCCGGAGAGCUGUUGCAGCCAGAUCAUCUGUAUGCAUGCAGGGCCUCGCUGCAGGUUUUCUCUUACAAUCACCGUGCUACCUAAAACAGCAACUCCGAUCCAGCUGACCUGACUUUAUAGCUCUUUUUUCCAACUUACUUGCUUCUUUUCUACUUUUUUUUGCACCUAAAUGCAACCUCUCAGACUUAUGCCUUCACUGCGCCUCCUCCAUUGAUUUCUUUGAAGGCUUGUUUCCAUCUGCUGCUUGGCCCCUUCUGAAACUGGAAUAAAAGCAGGCACGUCCUGAGACCCAAAGCUGUGAGAAGCACUCAAAGGGCUCUGUUCUGUUUCAUGCACAGGUUGAAAAUCAGCAGCAGACACCAGUAAAUAUUAUUGAGCUUUUUAUGUUGUAGACCACUGGUACAACAGUAGAUACUAAAUUUUCCAAGUACUUCUAUUAUUUUUUUAACAGUAGUGCAACAAAUUUUGAACAUUUUCAGAAAUUUUUUUUUAAUGUAAUUAGCAGUUGGGUUGAUUGAAGGAUAGUGACCUUUAUUAAUUUUUUCCCCCAUGCGUUCAUGAAAAAUAAACUUGGAAGUUUGAAAAUUAA